Messenger RNA from Diaporthe batatas, 336 nucleotides. RefSeq lists its product as uncharacterized. The record is from RefSeq and is a predicted model, not a curated record. Lineage: Eukaryota; Fungi; Ascomycota; Sordariomycetes; Diaporthales; Diaporthaceae. Bases 1 to 336 code for a protein of 111 amino acids. The transcript has 3 exons.
AUGCUUUCCACCAGCUUUCUCACCCUUCUCGCCGCGGGAUAUGGCGCCUUUGCACAAACACCAACAGACCCGAACCGAUCGUCCGAAACGACGUCAGCAACAGUCACACCUCCCAAGGAGCCAGGCACGAGCUUCUUCUGCCGGGCGGCGGACUCCUCCAGCCUUAGCAACUCGGCGGGAAUCUGCGGCGCGGUCGGCGCAAAAUUCAACAUCUUCUCCGGGUGUUGCAUAGAUACCGCGGCGUCAGGCACGGAGACGUCCUACACGAAGGGCUGCAGCGACAAUGGGGGCAGUGUUCUCAAAUUGAACGUAGGUUCGUGUGACUUGGCUGGAUAA